Aspergillus pseudotamarii is the source of this 1083-nucleotide messenger RNA. RefSeq lists its product as uncharacterized. Bases 1 to 1083 code for a protein of 360 amino acids. The transcript has 3 exons. Lineage: Eukaryota; Fungi; Ascomycota; Eurotiomycetes; Eurotiales; Aspergillaceae. The record is from RefSeq and is a predicted model, not a curated record.
AUGUCGCGCGUUCAGCGAUCAAAGGUCACCAGGGAUAAGGACUCCUUCAAAGGGAGUUUCUCUAUACCUGAGUCAACGGAGGACUGGGUCAGAGUAGCCAAAUCAUCAAGUCUAUUGAAGAAGACCCUAAAUGACCUAUCAAAGCUUGGGUCGGGCAGCCGUGUUAAAAAGAAGCAGCACAUCCUGUUCAAGGCGAUCUGGGAUCGGCCUGUAAAGAAUGACAAGUUGGAGUACAAAGCCGAGAGAUAUAACUUGAGUGGCGUGUGGCAGAAUGCUAAACAUCUUGUCGCAAGCUCUAGGGAGCUUCAGCGAUACCUCGCCCUUGUCGACAAACCUCAAAACUUUGCACUUUUGACGGAGAUCGACUGUGCCUGGCCCGGCUCAUGGGCUCCGGUUCUAAAAUGGCAGAACAGAGUUCUUGAGUUCUGCAAGAGGAAGCCCGCGCUAGAGACACCUUCGACUGGUACAAGGUCUCACAACCGAAAGAGGAAACAUGGUAUAGCUCCGCAAGUAGAGCAGGUCCUCGAAGACGAUAAACCCCCCAGCGAUGAAUCUAUCACGAAUACUGCACUCGUCCUAUUUCUUGACGCGGUUUUAAGCUUGGUUCCCUCUGCCGGCUGCGAAUUUACUAUGUUUAGGGUGGCGUUUGAAUCCAACUUCCGUCAGGCAGGAUUUAAGGCGCUGACCGACGGCGCCUUGUGGAUCACGGGUGACGAGGAAGAUGUAAGGGCAAUAUUGGAGGUCAAAAAAGGGCACAGAUACGACAAUUACGACAGAAUCCGUAUGCAAGAAACCGCGGAGCUUGUUGGUUGGUUGAAGAAGCCAUACCAACCGUGGAAUGAGCUUUUCAAUGGGCACAAAAUCCUGAUUUCAGAGGACGGAAAUGAAGUUUGGAUAACAUUCGCCAAGCCCAGUUCGACUUAUUCUCAAUACCUAUCGACAGACACGCCUGCCGAGGAUGCCUUCCUACACAUGGUUACAUAUGGCCCUUAUCGGUUGGGUCACAAGGAGGACAUGGAAAAUCUCUGCAUCGUCAUUGCUGCCAUUGUACUACGCGUUGCGUAUUCGCUAAGACCACAGUAA